UUCAUUGUAUCUUUUCUAUUCACAGUAAAGACAUGAACCGAGGGAUGAUGCUGAAAUUGGAAAACCUGGUCCAAUUACGUUGUGCUUGCAGACAGCUGCAUAGUCUUUCUUACAGGAAAAUUCACAGAACACAGUGGAAGCCUGUGCAAUCAUCCACAUACACCAUGCGGCCAGUUCAGCUGCACCCACAGCUCUGGCAAACAAACACAUUCUUUGGUGUUGCGCUCUCACAAUAUAGGCUUUUAGCUACAAAGGAGGGGAAAAGACCAGGAAAACAGAAAUUACAGCCAAUAAAACUUAAAAUAGAAAGGCAGGAGGUAAACAUACAGCCAAGGAUGACAGCUGAAGAUCUUGCAAGAGCUAUGAAUAAAGACAUAGAUCAUGUGUAUGAAGCCCUACUACUCACAGGUGUUGCCCUAGACUCACUAGAACCAGAUUCAGUUUUGGAAGAAGUUUGGAUUAAGGAAGUUGUUAAAAAAUCAGGGAUGAAAUACAAAUGGGCAAAAUUAAAACAAGAAAAAGUCAGAGAAAAUAAAGAUGCCGUGAAAAGGUAAAACUGUGGUUGUUCUUUUGAUUGUUUCCUACUACUAUUAAAAUAGCACAUUUGGAAUACACAGCUGAUAAUAUUUAGAAAAUAAAUUUUAACUUCUGGUUUAAUUCCUGUGCCCAUGUAAUUGCUACAU
Chelonoidis abingdonii (Abingdon island giant tortoise) is the source of this 683-nucleotide messenger RNA. Lineage: Eukaryota; Metazoa; Chordata; Testudines; Testudinidae. The record is from RefSeq and is a predicted model, not a curated record.